AUGCCGUGGUCCGCUUUGAUCUGCGGAUCGCAGGGCUCAGGGAAGAGUCACACGCUCUCAUGUCUCCUCGAGAACGCUUUGAUGAACCACGAUUCCGAUGCAGAUGCACGUGAGGACCUUGGGCCUUCCAUGGGGAGUCUUCGGGAUCCUCUGGCAGCUAUAGUGUUCCAUCACGACGGGGUUUCGAACAUCACAUCCCGCCGGCUUUGUGAGGCCGCGUACCUGUGCUCCAACGGGAAGACACCGGUCACAGUGCUGGUCUCAGCUUCGAACUUCUGGGCCAUGAAAUCGCGAUACCACAACCUACCAGGUCUUCCCCCGGAGGCACCACGACCUAGAGUCCUACCGAUGUAUUUCCCUGUUAGGCAGCUGAGUACAGACCAUAUCCUUCGAUUAUUGGCUGUCCAUCCUAUGACUUCAGUUUCCGGCGCCCGUCCACUACACAUGAGCCUCGUCCGCGAAAUACUACGGGACGUGGCAAUGGAUGAUAAACAGAUUACAUACGCCCGGUUUCGGGAGAAGUUGAGCCAACACGAUUGUGCAAGGGGCCAGAGCGAAGCGGUCAUCAUGCACUUGAAACAUCUCGAGAGUUUCAUAGAACCAAAUCCAUUGUGGACACACUCAACUCGGCCUGCAGCCAGCCCAAACACCGCAUGGGAGUUCCAGCCCGGAUCCCUGACUAUUGUGGACCUAACCGAUCCUUUGCUCAGCUCUGAAGAUGCCUGUGCUCUCUUCUCUGUCGCUUUGACCAUCUUCAUGGAGGAAAAGACGCGUUGCGGGGGUGUCGUAGCGAUGGACGAGGCCCACAAGUUUCUAACUCAGACCGGGGAAGCUAAACGGCUGACGGACGAGCUGGAGUCAAUCAUGCGGCAGCAGAGGCACAAUGACACCCGUGUCAUGAUCGCGACAGAGGAGCCUACUCGGUGUCCUGAGCUUGCUGACCUGGCUGACGCGACCUUCAUGCACAGGUCCUUACCACCAGCGGGGCUUUCUACCUUGCAAAAUCAUCUAGCCGGCGCUCAUACCGCAUCAAAUUCAUCGACUCGAACAAAGGGCAGCCAUGGACAUCGGCUGAUUGAGGAAAUUUCGCGGCUUCGGACCGGCGAGUCACUCGUCUUUUGUCCUGCAGCCCAUCUGUCCGUGAAAGGCGUCCAAGCGGGCAAUCCAGCCUCGAGCCUUGGCUCUGUGCUACCCCUCGGGGAUCGCUUUGCAAAAGUCAAGAUUCGAAGACGCCUCACAGCGGAGCCUACCAGCGGCGACGUGCCUGCUGAAAUGGCCGACACUGACGAGAUCCCCAUGUUCGUCGCGGAAGCUGAUAAACAGGCCUCAAAAAAAGACGUCAAGGCGAGUCCAUACAACGAAGUCGGCUCGACCUACCGUUCGAUCGAGUCAAGGGAAUGGGACCUCCUUCAAGACGUAUCUCCGCACUUGAAUGAGAUCCUGCGACCGUUCUUGAUCGUGGACGAUGACGACGAGGCUUGGACGUGGAAAGAGCUAACGCGAAUGGCCUUUCGCGGACUUGAGAAGAAGCUUAACUUCCCAGAAAACGACAUACAGUACUAUCCUAAGGUGUGUAGGAAAUGCUGCGAAGCACUUGACCAGAGAGUGGUGAGUCCUGAUUCAUAA
This is a messenger RNA of Diaporthe citri, 1626 nucleotides long. RefSeq lists its product as uncharacterized. The record is from RefSeq and is a predicted model, not a curated record. The coding region runs from base 1 to 1626 and encodes 541 amino acids. The transcript has 2 exons. NCBI's taxonomy places the organism in Eukaryota, Fungi, Ascomycota, Sordariomycetes, Diaporthales, Diaporthaceae.